AUGAAAAGAAAAACACAGCCUGACAUAUCAGAGUCCAGGGGACACUGGGCAGCAAGUCACUCCUCUCAGGCCGAGUUAACAUCGGUGACAGAGAAAACCCCCACCUUCGUGCUCUCUGAGCUGUUUCGGGGAGCAGCUGUUCAGCCACAGCCCAACUGGACCGAGAUCGUGAACAAGAAGCUCAAGUUCCCUCCGCCACUCCUGGGUGCCAUCCAGGAAGGGCGACUGGGUCUUGUGCAGCAGCUGCUGGAGUCGGGGGUGGAGGCCACCAGCGGCGGGCCUGGAGGGCCCCUGCGGAACGUGGAGGAGGCCGAGGACCGCUCCUGGAGGGAAGCCCUCAACCUGGCCAUCCGCCUGGGCCACGAGGCCAUCACUGACGUGCUGCUGGCCAAUGUCAAGUUUGACUUCCGGCAGGUCCAUGAAGCCCUGCUAGUGGCAGUUGACACAAACCAGCCGGCCGUAGUGCGGCGCCUGCUGGCCCGGCUGGAGCGGGAGAAAGGCCGCAAGGUAGACACCCGCUCUUUCUCCCUGGCUUUCUUUGACUCGUCCAUUGAUGGCUCCCGCUUUGCGCCCGGGGUCACUCCCCUCACCCUGGCCUGCCAGAAGGACCUGUAUGAGAUCGCGCAGCUGCUCAUGGAACAGGGCCACACCAUUGCCCGGCCGCACCCCGUCUCCUGCGCCUGCCUGGAGUGCAGCAAUGCCCGCCGCUAUGACCUGCUGAAGUUCUCCCUGUCGCGCAUCAACACCUACCGGGGCAUCGCCAGCAGGGCCCACCUCUCGCUGGCCAGUGAGGACGCCAUGCUGGCUGCCUUCCAGCUGAGCCGCGAGCUCAGGCGCCUGGCACGCAAGGAGCCCGAGUUUAAGCCUGAGUACAUCGCGCUGGAGUCGCUGAGCCAGGACUAUGGCUUUGAGCUGCUGGGCAUGUGCCGGAACCAGAGUGAAGUCACCGCGGUGCUCAACGACCUGGGCGAGGACAGCGAGACGGAGCCUGAGGCCGAGGGCCUGGGCCAGGCCUUUGAGGAGGGCAUCCCCAACCUGGCGAGGCUGCGCCUGGCCGUGAACUACAACCAGAAACGGUUCGUAGCUCACCCCAUCUGCCAGCAAGUCCUGUCCUCGAUCUGGUGUGGGAACCUGGCCGGCUGGCGUGGAAGCACCACCAUCUGGAAGCUCUUCAUUGCCUUCCUCAUCUUCCUCACCAUGCCCUUCCUCUGCCUCGGCUACUGGCUGGCGCCCAAGUCCCGGCUGGGCCACCUGCUCAAGAUCCCAGUGCUGAAGUUCCUGCUGCACUCCGCCUCCUACCUGUGGUUCCUCAUCUUCCUGCUCGGAGAGUCCCUGGUCAUGGAGACGCAGCUGAGCACCUUCCGGGGCCGCAGCCAGAGCGUCUGGGAGACUUCACUGCACAUGGUUUGGGUCACAGGCUUCCUGUGGUUCGAGUGUAAGGAGGUGUGGAUCGAGGGCCUGCGCAGUUACCUCCUGGACUGGUGGAACUUCCUGGAUGUGGUCAUCCUGUCCCUGUACCUGGCGGCCUUCGCCCUGCGCCUCCUGCUGGCUGGCCUCGCCUACAUGCACUGCCAGGACUCUGCGGAUGGGGCUGCCUGCCGCUAUUUCACCACAGCCGAGCGGAGUGAGUGGCGCACAGAGGACCCCCAGUUCUUGGCUGAGGUGCUCUUCGCUGUCACCAGCAUGCUCAGCUUCACCCGCCUGGCCUACAUUCUGCCAGCCCACGAGUCGCUGGGCACUCUGCAGAUCUCCAUCGGCAAGAUGAUCGACGACAUGAUCCGGUUCAUGUUCAUCCUCAUGAUCAUCCUGACCGCCUUCCUCUGUGGCCUCAACAACAUCUAUGUGCCCUACCAGGAGACAGAGCGGCUGGGCAAUUUCAACGAAACAUUCCAGUUUCUCUUCUGGACCAUGUUUGGCAUGGAAGAGCACAGUGUGGUGGACAUGCCUCAGUUUCUGGUGCCGGAAUUCGUGGGCCGUGCCCUUUACGGCAUCUUUACCAUCGUCAUGGUGAUUGUGCUGCUCAACAUGCUCAUUGCCAUGAUCACCAAUUCCUUCCAAAAGAUUGAGGACGAUGCUGAUGUGGAGUGGAAAUUUGCUCGCUCCAAGCUCUACCUAUCCUACUUCCGAGAGGGCCUGACGCUACCCGUGCCCUUCAACAUCCUGCCCUCCCCCAAGGCCAUCUUCUACCUUCUCAGGAGAAUUUUCCAGUUCAUUUGCUGUUGCCGCUCCUGCUGCAAAACCAAGAAGCCCGACUAUCCCCCAAUCCCCUCCUUUGCCAAUCCUGGGGCAGGGCCAGGGCCAGGGCCAGAAGGACAGCGUGUCUCCUACCGCUUGCGCGUCAUCAAAGCUCUGGUCCAGCGCUACAUUGAGACUGCCCGCCGUGAGUUCGAGGAGACCCGCCGGAAAGACCUAGGCAACAGACUGACAGAGCUAACCAAGACCGUGUCACGGCUUCAAAGUGAGGUGGCCGGCGUGCGGCGGGCCUUGGCGGACGGAGGUACACCCCGGCCUCCUGACGGUGCCAGCAUCCUCAGCCGUUACAUCACAAGGGUACGCAACAGCUUCCAGAACCUGGGCCCCCCCAUCCCUGAGACCCCAGAGCUGAUGGUGCCAGGGAUGGUGGGGACCCAGCAGCUAUCUUCAGAAAUGGGGUUUCAGGAUGCCAGCAGCACCAGCGCUCCAGCUGCCGGAGAGCCCGGCCCCUCCUCCCCAGCUCACGUGCUGGUGCACAGGGAGCAGGACGCUGAGGGGCCGGGGGCCCUGCCCCAGGAGGAGGAUUUGGGGGCUAAGGAGGGGCCCGGAUGCAGCUCUGCUGGAACAGAGGGAGGUCACUUAGUAGGCACCUAA
Molecule: messenger RNA, 2847 nt
Organism: Lepus europaeus (European hare)
Lineage: Eukaryota; Metazoa; Chordata; Mammalia; Lagomorpha; Leporidae
Product: short transient receptor potential channel 2-like
Exons: 14
Coding region: 1-2847 (948 amino acids)
Biological process (GO): regulation of cytosolic calcium ion concentration; calcium ion transmembrane transport; manganese ion transport
Cellular component (GO): cation channel complex; membrane
Molecular function (GO): inositol 1,4,5 trisphosphate binding; store-operated calcium channel activity
Source: RefSeq, a predicted model, not a curated record